UUCUCAAUGAGCGGGGACCACCCGGCAGGCUCGCUGACGAUGCAGGGCUCGGCCGGAUCCUACCCCAGCAGGCCUUCGGAUUCGGACCUCUCGUUGGAGGAGGACCAAGAAGCUGUUCCCAGGGACACGCAACCACAGUCUCUCCUGCAGCUGGAGCGAGCCAAGACCAAGUCGGUAGCCUUUGCCGUCCGCACCAACGUGAGUUACUGCGGGCCGCUGGACGAGGACUGCCCGGUGCAGGGAGCCGCCAUUUCCUUCGACGCCAAAGACUUUCUACACAUAAAAGAGAAGUACAACAAUGACUGGUGGAUCGGGCGACUGGUCAAGGAGGGAUGCGAGACGGGAUUCAUCCCGAGCCCCCUCCGACUAGAGGCCAUCAAGUCUCGCCAGGGCUACCAUGGUAAGACCGGAGGAAAUUCCUCUGCGAACACGGGAGAAAUGACCUGGCGAUCCCCACCUCCAUCUACAGCAAAGCAGAAACAGAAAGUGACGGAGUUGAUACCACCCUACGAUGUGGUGCCUUCAAUGAGGCCUGUGGUGCUGGUGGGCCCAUCACUGAAAGGAUAUGAGGUCACGGACAUGAUGCAGAAAGCUCUCUUCGACUUUCUGAAGCACAGGUUCGAGGGCAGGAUUUCCAUCACCCGAGUAACGGCUGAUCUCUCGCUCGCCAAACGCUCCGUCCUCAACAACCCCAGCAAGAGAGCGAUCAUCGAUCGAUCAAACACCCGAUCCAGCAUCGCGGAGGUUCAGAGCGAGAUUGAGAGGAUCUUUGAGUUGGCGAAGAGUCUGCAGUUGGUAGUGUUGGACGCAGACACGAUCAACAACCCGGCUCAGCUCGCCAAGACCUCGCUCGCCCCCAUCAUCAUCUACGUCAAGGUCUCCUCACCCAAGGUGCUGCAGAGAUUAAUCAAGUCUCGAGGGAAAUCACAAAGCAAACAUCUCAACGUUCAGCUAAUGGCUGCUGACAAACUGGCUCAGUGCCCACCGGAAAUGUUUGACGUGAUCUUGGAUGAAAACCAGCUGGAGGAUGCGUGCGAGCACCUGGCUGAUUACCUGGAGGUGUACUGGCGAGCGACACACCUGCCCGGGAGCGCCCCACUCAACCCCCUACUCGGUCAGACCCUGAUGACCCCACCCUCGGCCGUCUCCAGUCUCCAGGACCAACAAAUGACGGAGGAUGACCAGGGUGGAGAUCAGUCUCCCAUCGAACAGGAGAACCUAAUGCAGUCGGACGAAACGAGUGAGGCCUCGAGGAGAGAGUGGCACUCCCCGUCUCACCGCGACUCCCGGCACCUGGAGGACGAGUAUUCGGACACCUACCAGGAGCUGUACAAACCCCAUCGCAACCACCAGCACCCCGGGGGGCUCAGGGGCAACGGCCAUGACUCACAGGAUCGGCUGCUCGACCGCGACUCCGAGCAGAACCACAAUGAGAGAAACAGGCAACGAAACAGACCUUGGCCCAGAGACAGUUACUGAGCUCAGCCUUCUCUCUCCUUCCCCAUCCUCUCUCCCUCCCAAUCUCGCCCUCC
Messenger RNA from Callorhinchus milii (elephant shark), 1532 nucleotides. Its product is annotated as voltage-dependent L-type calcium channel subunit beta-3. Gene Ontology annotation, cellular component: voltage-gated calcium channel complex. The record is from RefSeq and is a predicted model, not a curated record. Gene Ontology annotation, molecular function: high voltage-gated calcium channel activity; protein binding. Lineage: Eukaryota; Metazoa; Chordata; Chondrichthyes; Chimaeriformes; Callorhinchidae. The transcript has 13 exons. Gene Ontology annotation, biological process: chemical synaptic transmission; regulation of voltage-gated calcium channel activity; calcium ion transmembrane transport. Bases 7 to 1479 code for a protein of 490 amino acids.